AGGACCAAACAGCAAGACCUAGAGCAGCGUCAGGCCGAUGUAGAAUAUGAGCUUCGAUGUCUUCUCAACAAACCAGAGAAAGACUGGCUGGAUGAGGAUAAGGAAAGAGAGCGGGUAUUAAUGCAAGAGCUGGUGACACUCAUUGAGCAGAGAAAUGCUAUUGUAAAGUGCCUGGAUGAAGACAAGCAAAGAGAGGAAGAAGAAGAUAAAUUGAUAGAAGCCAUGAUCCAAAAGAAAGAUUUUCAUGCAGAUUCUCAAAAGAAGAAGAAAGGAAAACUCAAACCAAUGAAAGUUCUUAAAUUGCUUUCUCCUAAAGAUGCAAAGCAUAAGAGCCCAAAGGACAAAAAAGAAAAAGGAGAGGGGGCUAAGAGGUAG
This is a messenger RNA of Staurois parvus, 375 nucleotides long. The record is from the annotation of a GenBank genome assembly. Lineage: Eukaryota; Metazoa; Chordata; Amphibia; Anura; Ranidae.